Molecule: messenger RNA, 435 nt
Organism: Octodon degus (degu)
Lineage: Eukaryota; Metazoa; Chordata; Mammalia; Rodentia; Octodontidae
Product: gastrotropin-like
Exons: 1
Coding region: 1-387 (128 amino acids)
Biological process (GO): fatty acid transport
Cellular component (GO): cytosol; nucleus
Molecular function (GO): fatty acid binding
Source: RefSeq, a predicted model, not a curated record
AUGGCCUUCAGCGGCAAGUUCCAGGUGGAAAGUGAGAAGAACUAUGAUGAAUUCAUGAAGCGCCUUGGCCUCCCCAGUGACGUGCUUGAAAAGGGUCGCAAUGCUAAGAUCGUCACUGAGGUGCAGCAGGACGGGCAGGACUUCACCUGGUCGCAGUCCUACUCCGGGGGCCAUCUCUUUACCAACAAGUUCACCAUUGGCAAAGAGAGUGACAUGGUGUCUUUGGCGGGCAAGAACUUCAAGGCCACUGUGAAGAUGGAGGGCGGGAAGAUAGUGGCGGAGUUUCCCAACUAUCGCCAUACCUCGGAGAUUGUGGGUGACAAGCUGGUGGAGAUCUCCUCCAUUGGAGACGUGACCUACGAGCGUGUGAGCAAGAGGCUGGCCUAAGCCACCAGGCUGGACUCCAUGGGGCUACAGAGCCACCAAUAAAACCGA